Belonocnema kinseyi is the source of this 2008-nucleotide messenger RNA. RefSeq names its product mitochondrial-processing peptidase subunit alpha-like. Gene Ontology annotation, molecular function: metalloendopeptidase activity; metal ion binding. The transcript has 11 exons. The record is from RefSeq and is a predicted model, not a curated record. Gene Ontology annotation, cellular component: mitochondrion. NCBI's taxonomy places the organism in Eukaryota, Metazoa, Arthropoda, Insecta, Hymenoptera, Cynipidae. The coding region runs from base 248 to 1888 and encodes 546 amino acids.
ACAUCGAAAUUGACAAAAAUGUAGAGUUUGAGAUCUAAAUUUAAAGUUUCAUUUUUAAAGAAAAUUAACUUUACUUUUGAAAAGUAAUAAUUGUAAAACUAGCAAAAACAAUAAAACAUAAUUGUUAUUUUCAUCAUUUGGCAGAAAAUCAUGUGUGCUUUUACGAUUUUCGUUCUCUGCACAGAAGAAAAGCGACUGUAAUUAACCUGUGGAAAGUGUUAUAAACAAAAACCAUCAAAAGGACAGAAUGUUGGUGAGAAUGUCACAAAUGCCGUUCAAUUCAACAAUAAAAAACAGCUGCAUACAAUCGAGAAAUCAACAUGUUUGGCGAAAAUGUGGAUUUUCGUCUCAAUCAAAAGCGCCUGAUGUCCCUUUGAAACCUACGAUUUCACCUUUUCCUCCAUUGAAAGAACCUUUGCAAAAUUUACCUACCCCCAUUUAUUCAAGUGCCAAAGUAGAAAAUCGGGAACCAAAAAUUUCUGUUUUAUCGAAUGGAUUGAAAGUAGUCUCCCAAGAUUAUUUUGGACAAUUUGCCACAAUUGGUGUUGCGAUUGAUUCUGGUCCUCGAUACGAAGUCGCUUAUCCAAGUGGCAUUUCUCACUUUCUCGAAAAACUAGCGUUCAAUUCAACUAAAAACUUUCAAAAUAACGAUCACAUAAUGCUCUCAUUGGAAAAAUAUGGAGGAAUUUGUCUUUGCGAUGCUUCCAGGGAUACAUUUAUUUAUUAUGCCUCUGCUGAGCGUCAGGCUUUAAAUACAAUGACGAAGGUUUUGGGAGACAUCGUUUUAAGACCUUUGCUCACAGAAGAGGAGUUAAAUCUAGCUCGACAAUCUAUUAAAUUCGAAAUCGAUUCCUUGUCAACAAGUCCUGAUCAAGAAAGACUUCUUUUAGAUAUGAUCCACGCAGCUGCUUACAGAGACAACACCCUAGGUUUCCCUCAAAUUUGUCCAGCUGAAAACCUAGAAAAAAUUAAUAGACAAAUUUUGUUUACGUAUCUAAAAAGUCAUUACACUCCAAGUAGGAUGGUUGUUGCCGGCAUCGGCGUUGAACAUGAACGUCUCGUCGAAGCAGUUCAAAAAUAUUUCGUGGACGAGAAGCCAAUUUGGGAGGAAGAGAGAAGUCUCAUUUUAUCAAAAGGGUCGGAAAAUGUAGUUGAUAAUUCGGUUGCGCAAUAUACGGAUGGAUUCAUUCUGGAAGAAUGUAAUAUACCAGUACAUGCAGGACCGAGUCGUUUGCCAGAAUUAUCUCACAUUGUAAUAGGCUUAGAAGGAUGUUCUCAUCAUGAUUCUGAUUUUAUUCCUUUAUGUGUUUUGCACACAAUGAUGGGUGGGGGAGGAAGUUUUAGUAUCGGAGGUCCGGGCAAAGGAAUGUAUGCAAGACUUUACUCCAAUGUAAUGAACAGGUAUACUUGGAUGUAUAGUGCAGCAGCCUAUAAUCAUUGUUACGGAGACACUGGCCUUUUUUAUAUACAUGCAUCCUCUGCCUCUUAUCCGGUCGAUCAUGUCCGAGAAAUGACUGAAGUUAUUGUCAAGGAAUUAGUCUCGAUGGCUGGAACCAUCACAGACAAUGAAUUAGGGAGGGCCAAAAAACAACUUCAGUCAGUUCUCUUGAUGAAUUUAGAGCACAGGACUUUUGUUUUCGAGGACAUUGCGAGACAAGUACUGGCCACUGGAUCUCGACAAUCACCGGAACAUUUCAUUCAGGAAAUCGCCAAGGUAUCGAAAAGUGAUAUCAACAGAGUAGCUUGUCGUCUUUUAAAAUCGCCACCAAGUGUCGUCGCUCGAGGAAGAGUCAGGAACAUACCUUCCCAUUCCGAUAUUCAAGCUGGCCUACUUGACGCAAAAGGUCGAAUUCCCACUUCCAAAAAGCAAGUAGCAUUUAAAAUUUAAUAGCUCAAUUGACUCUCUCGUGUCAUAUUUUCUAUUCAAUCUUUUUAAAAACAUUCCACAAUGUCAAAUUCUUCGAAAGUAUUGACAAUUGUUAAUAAAUAGCAUGACAAUCAACUCUAA